CUUGGCAACCUUGACUAUCUGGCAACCCCACAGUUAUUGAUCUAGGCGCGGUCACUCGAUUUUCGAGGGAAAAACAUCAUCUGAUAAAACGUUCUUCAGUGCAGAUUUUAAACUAUGUGCGAAAAAGAAUCAUUUAACAGAAUUCUCCAAAAUAAAACUUUCCUCUUGGAGGCUUUAUCUGAAGAUCCCGAUAUCAUCUUGCAGCAUGUGCAGGAGGCUGAACUUAUUACACUCCGUGACUACAGGAACCUCUCAGAUAUUAAAAAAAGAGAGGAGAAAGUCAUCAAACUACUUGACAAAAUCAUGGGAAGGGGGGAGGAAACUUGUCACCAGUUUAUAGACCUUUUAAGACAGGACUUGAUAUUGGAAAUGUAUCCAAAAUUAAAGGUUCAUGCCAUUACUGCUCUUCCAGCCAUGCCACACACCUUUCCAGUGCAGGAGGUCUCUCAAUACAAAAUAGAACAAAUUCCACGUGGUAUCUGUGUAAUCAUCAAUAAUGUGGAUUUUGCAACAAUGGAUGUAAGAAGGGGAUCAGAUGAGGACCAAAAGUGUCUUGCCGAAGUAUUCCGCUGGCUGGGGUUUGUGGUGGAGGAGCACAGAAAUAAAACUGCAGCUGAGAUGAAGUAUCUCCUCAAGGAUGUGGGGAAGACAGUACAUGGAGACUGCUUUGUGUGCUGCAUCCUCUCCCAUGGCAUAGAGAAAGGAGUCUGUGGAACCGAUGGUGCUGUUAUUUCUGUCGAUGAAAUACGAGAGCCUUUCAAUGGCAAUAACUGCCAGAGGCUAACUGGCAAGCCCAAGCUGUUCUUCAUACAAGCAUGUCGUGGGAAAAGAAAUCAGCAACCUGUGCAAGUCCAAGCGGAUGCUCCAGAUGAUGGAGAGUCAGAGAUGGAGGAGGAUGGUGAUAAUUUUGAUAUCACAAUCCCGGUUGACACGGAUUUCCUUAUUGCCAGGUCAACCAUUGAUGGUCAUCUUUCUUAUAGAAGCCCAAAAGGGGGCUCCUGGUUUAUUCAGUCACUCUGCCGAAAUCUACAGGAGCUUUGUCCAAUGGCUACAGACAUCCAGACCAUCCUGCUUCAUGUGAAUAAUGAGGUUAGUAGUCAGGGAUUCAGGGGCAAACAGAUGCCCGUCCAAGAAGUCGCCAUGAGGAAGAAGCUGGUCCUGCUGCCAGCGUGAACCACUGAAAGCUCCUACAGCAUACGGCAUUGCUUGAUAUGAAUUAUGGUUUUAAAUAUUUAUAAUGUUCUUAAAAUUUGUUUUUAAAUCAGGAACGGCACUGGUUACUUGAAGGGAAUCAUGAGCCAUUUGAGAUAAAACAAUUUUUUAAGUUUUAUAAGUAACUUUUUACUGCAUUUUUGCAUGUCAUUUUACUGUCAUUUUAAUCUGUAUACAAUUCAUAUACACCGAUCCAGGUAUUUUACAAUUAAAUAGUCUUUAAAUAUGGUAAUUUAAUACAUUUAGAAUAGAAUGCAUUUUGAUAUUAUAUUACUCAGUCAUCUGCAAUGCAACACAUAUGCAUAAAUAUGUAGUGUAGGAGAACAGAAAAUGUAUGCAUCAAAUGUAGAUUUAACAAAAGAGCUGUUAUUACUACAAACUAGUUUGUGAUUAAUGCAUGAAUUAAGCAAGAUAACAUGAACCUAAUUCAAAUUCUCUACAUACUGUAGAUGUGUUAAGACGUGCCAUCAACUUGAAUAAUUCUGUUGUGGCAGUACUUCCUCCUCAAGAUCAGUAUUCUCCUCUUCCUGUAACUGCAAUAAUAAUCUUUUAAUUUAUGCUAAACAGUAUUAUGAGAAAAAAACUAACAAAUUAACCAUUUCUUUUUGUCAUAGUGUGCUAUUGUUAUGGUGCUUUAUCGGUGCAGUAAGACACAAACCCUGCUGGUUUUAUCCCAACUUGUUUCACAGGGAACAGUUUUCUACUAUGCACUGAAAUUACACACUAAUUGUAACAUAAAAACACAGCUUUAUCAUUCUGAAAUGGAUAUAUAUAUAUAUAUAUAUAUAUAUAUAUAUAUAUAUAUAUAUAUAUAUUAUAUAUAUAUAGAUAUUAUCAUAACCAAAAUGUGAAUAUUAGGACCUUUUAAAAUGUAAUUCUCGGGCAUUAAUUAGAUCUUAAAAAGGCAUGUCUAUAGUGACUACAAAUAGAGCGUUUCGCGCGUAAAGAGCGAAUGGUGCUUUUUGUGCAUUUAGCGUUUGACGUGAAUUCGCGUCUGCCGCCCGAGUUGAAAAAUGUGAACUUUGGCGUCAAUUCGUGCCGCAUUAACCAAUCAGGAG
This is a messenger RNA of Carassius auratus (goldfish), 2270 nucleotides long. RefSeq names its product caspase-8-like. Lineage: Eukaryota; Metazoa; Chordata; Actinopteri; Cypriniformes; Cyprinidae. The transcript is spliced from 5 exons. Gene Ontology annotation, molecular function: cysteine-type endopeptidase activity. Gene Ontology annotation, biological process: proteolysis; regulation of apoptotic process. Bases 115 to 1173 code for a protein of 352 amino acids. The record is from RefSeq and is a predicted model, not a curated record.